Messenger RNA from Amborella trichopoda, 963 nucleotides. RefSeq lists its product as uncharacterized. Lineage: Eukaryota; Viridiplantae; Streptophyta; Magnoliopsida; Amborellales; Amborellaceae. The record is from RefSeq and is a predicted model, not a curated record.
AUGGCGGUGGUUUUUGGUUCGAGGUCAUCUGCUCGUCUGAAGUCUAUAGGUAUUAUCAAAAGCACCUUGAAGUCCAAGAAGGUGUCCUUGUCCAAGAUAGAGGUGGUGGACCUGAGCAGUGCUUCUGAUGUCUUUGAGUCUGUAGCUUUGGCAGAGGCUCUAAUGCUAGAAGAAGCUUACUUCGGAUCUUGUGUUAAAGAUCAUACACCCUUGAUGUUGGUUGCUAAAGUUGUUACUGGUGGUCCAAAACCUUUUCAUCUUGAAAUUGGUUGGUUGGAAAAGAAAGAGGUUGUAGACCUCAUUUGUCACUCUUGGGAAAAUACCGUUUCUGUGGGAUCUGUUGACUUUCAGUUGCAUAAGAAGCUUUUAGAGAUUAAGAAAAAACUGAUUGGGUGGAAGAAGGAGAGUAGAUAUGUUGUUAAAACCAAAAUUGAUGAGGUUCUAUUAGAUAUAAAAAUGUUGGAUCUUAAUAUUCAGCAAGAGGGUGUUUUGACAGAAGAGAUGAGCAUGAAAAGGAACUCUAAACAUACGUUUCUUUUUUACUUAAAAAGAUUGGAAGACAUUUAUUGGAAGCAACGGUCUAGGAUGAAGGGAUUGAAAGAGGGUGAUCGUAAUACUAAGUUCUUUCAUGCUAUUGCUAAUGCCCGCAAGAGACAAAAUGAUAUCUCGAGCAUCACCAUCCCGGGUGUUGACCUUGAUGAUAGUCUAGCGAUGGAGAGGGCAGUAGUUGACCACUUCAAGAAGGCUUUUAACUUAGAUGUGUCUUUUACCCAGAAGUUAAACAUGGUACCUUUCAAAUGCCUUACACUUAGACAUGUUGCUCAGCUCGAGGUUGAGGUAAUAGUGGAGGAACUAAAAAGAGCCAUUUUUGAUUUACUAGGUGAUAAGGCACCGAGCCCUAAUGGAUUUCCAUUAGUCUUUUUUCUAGAAGUUUUGGAGUUUGACUUACUUGAGCUUGCUUGA